This is a messenger RNA of Talpa occidentalis (Iberian mole), 1195 nucleotides long. RefSeq lists its product as uncharacterized. The record is from RefSeq and is a predicted model, not a curated record. Lineage: Eukaryota; Metazoa; Chordata; Mammalia; Eulipotyphla; Talpidae. The transcript is spliced from 2 exons. The coding region runs from base 256 to 1086 and encodes 276 amino acids.
GUCUGGACAUUCCACGCAUGUCAGACCCAAAGGACAAGGGCAGCUGAGGGGCCAUGAGCUGGGCGAGACAGGCAGCUGUGCUCCGGGUGUGACAGGCUCAGAUACUGCUCUGCUCUCGAGGCAGAAGUGGAAAAUUCGCAUCCAGUGGGCAGCAGUGGGGGAGAGAAGUCAAUUCUCCUUCUGGCCCAGGGAACCAGGCUCCAGGGAACGCACAGUAGUUCAGUGCCACGAAGCUUCACCUGCUCAGCCAGGACCAUGUCUGGACACCAGGGCAGUAGCUCCAACACCUACAGCCAUUUGGGCCGUCCCAACAUUGAGUCCUUUAAGGGCCGGACUCCAGCCUGGUCCCACUAUCCCAACCUGAGCGGGGCUAACAGCUUCAAGCGCCCCCGCACCCCCAGUGGUUUGGAGUACAGCAGCUACAACAGCCCUUCAGAGAAACCCUACAACCUCUGCUCCCCGAAACUUCCAGUGAGGAGGAUCUGCAUGGGCAGACCCUACAACUCCAAGUGUGUGGAGACAAGUCACCUGAUGAACUACUCCAGGGAGGUCAGAAAACCUGCUGGCCAUAGCCUGCCCUGUACAGAUCGUCCCUCAGUCACCCCCAACCCCACCUUCCUGGACCAAAUCAUCAAAGGCAUCAACUACCUCGACAGAUCCACCAACGCCUUCUGCACCAAAUCGUCACUGAGCCUACCAAGGCUCGCAGCCAACUACCUGGAGCAAGCCGCCAACUCCAUCUGCCUGGACCAGCAGGACCACCCCUACCCCCCCAGUUAUUCUCACACCAGCACCAGCACAGCUGCCUCCCACACCUCCCAGCACAGCACCUGCAUGGUGCAGUCCACCAGGAACGGCAGUGCUUUGCAGGGCAUGGAUGACGCCACCAACAUGAGCAGCCCGCUCCGACUCUACAGCCGGAACCUCACUCCCCAGCUGCCACAGAGGCCGGGGAUAAAGUUGCCUGAGCUCCCCUUGUUUGGCAAUGGGAUCUUUUCCUUAGGUCGCCUCCCCAAGUUCUGGGAAGCAAUCCGCUCGGGCUGGAGAGCUCCUGAGCUCACCUCCAAACCCUGUAACUGGUGGUGAUAUCAACACCAGCCAUAAGAUGGGCACAUGUGCAUCAGGCUGCAGUUGCGGAAAAUAAAUUGUGGUGAAAUGCUUGCUCCAAGGCUCCAUUGGGGGAACAGUCGCUUAG